This is a messenger RNA of Amoebophrya sp. A25, 1661 nucleotides long. NCBI's taxonomy places the organism in Eukaryota, Dinophyceae, Syndiniales, Amoebophryaceae. The record is from the annotation of a GenBank genome assembly.
GAUCAACAAGGAUUAGGAUUGAAAGUGAAAAAUUGUCAUGUUGAUAAGAAAAAGUCAAAGGCUACAACAAGAAUCACGAUCUAGAUGAAAAAACAACAUCUCGACAUCAUUAUAAAAUGGAUCUGAAUAAGGAUCACGUCCACGAGGAGCACGAAGAAUUACGGGAUGAUCAACACCAUCAUCAGGAUCAGGAACGUGAUGAACGUCGUCAACAUGCAGAUGCGUCAUUAUCCGCUACUGCAUCCAUCCCGGACCACGCACCCGCUGAAAGUGUUGUAUUAGGUAAGCCGUGGAUGUUUCGUGUGCUGCUCUACAAAGGGUUUCGGGCAACUCCUGACAUAAUCGAUCUUACGCAGUGGAUCGCGGACGCGCGGCAAGGUCGGGGAGAUCACCCGCUCUUCAAAGGCUUGCCGGAGCCUCCUCGGAGGAAUGCGAAUGCGGCAUCAAGGGCAACAUCAAAUCCUUAUAAAAGUCUACAUAACACUAACAGCGCGCUUUUACACGAAGGAGUGGAGAUUCCACGUGGAGAACUUAGGCCGGAGGAGAUUGAUGAGGCAACCGCCCGGGCUGCAGUGACAGACAGGUUGUCGACGGCAGUGGAUGCUUUUGGUCGCAUUAUCAUGGAUCAUCAUGAUGUUGGUGGUCGUCCAGAAGUGAUGUCCACUGAACUAAAAGAACCACUGAAGGAAGAUCUGAUCGCUGGACGUGUACGGGUGCGAGAGCUGUUAUGGUAUUUGGCGAAUAAAGUUAUUCCGGGAAAACCGAUUUGGACGGAAUUAACGCUCCUGAAGAAUGACAAGGUUAUUCUUGUUAAGGCUGGAAAGAGCCUGCCUCCACCUCCACGUCAAUCCCGUGAAAAUAUUGAAGAGGUUCCUUGUUGUUGUUCUGUUGUACAGAGGGUUCUGUAGUUGUACAGAGGCUUUUGCACCACUGAGGCCAGUGCCACUGGCUCGAGUAUUUUCACGAAAUCGCUUCAGUUCACCACUGGACGUGUCAGCGUUGUUAGGGCUAGUUCUAAUACUGAUGAAACCGCGGACAGCAACGACUGGCACUGGGAGGAACGACUUUGUGAGCUCGAUGAGCUAGUCGAAUUUAUAGACCACCAGCACGAGACUAAAAGUCGAAUCCAAAGCCAAACUAACCAGCAGCAUCAGGUGCAGGAGCAGGUGGAGGCAGCAGAAGAUUUAAAAUUCUCUAGUCCUCGUUGUCGUUCUGAGGACAGGGCAUCCAUCUAUUCUUGCAGUGUUGAGGGUCAAGAAGCUUCUACGGGAACUACCCAAAGCCGCGGUAGUGGGACAAGAAGUGCAAAUGAUCAUAGACUCGCUGCGCAUCUUCUUCUUCAUGAAGGCAAAAAUAAAGCAAAAGGAGAACAUGCUGCUGUUGAUGCGGUUGAGCAAAACCAAAAUGGAAAUAAGGGAGAUGAAGUUCCUCGUGUUGCUGUUGAGCAAGAUGAGGAUGUUGAUGAAGGAGAACGAGUUUACUAUCGGCUUGUCGAUCACAGCGAAGAGGAUGACGAGAUUUCCUAUCUGACUGAUGCAUGGCAUUUACUCAACGUCAACAAAGGGGAGCACGUGGAUGAUGUGUUCAGGCGCACGGAAGCGGAACAAGACAGGAGCAGACAUGGAUAUAACAGCGGAGAAGACGAUCCAUGGAAAGCAUGA